Podospora pseudocomata is the source of this 1292-nucleotide messenger RNA. RefSeq lists its product as uncharacterized. The transcript is spliced from 2 exons. The coding region runs from base 744 to 1268 and encodes 174 amino acids. Lineage: Eukaryota; Fungi; Ascomycota; Sordariomycetes; Sordariales; Podosporaceae. The record is from RefSeq and is a predicted model, not a curated record.
UGUUGGUAGAUGCAGUAUGAUGCAUAGCUCUGAGUUUCUCUUGUUGACAGUUAGCUCGAGCAGAAAGCGCCGGACAUACUGACGUAUGCUCCGGCUUCACGUUCUACAUCAUGAUAUUACGGGUUUGGCGAGCUGAACCUGUCAAUGAUCGUCAUCAUGCAUGGAAACGGGACAUCGUAGCAUUGACUGGUUGUCGUAGGGUCGCAGCAGGCUUGGGGCUCUUGUAGGCGUCGUAGAUGCCGUGACACUUUUGCUUCCUGAAGGUUCGCCAAGCAGUACUCCAACUCUUCGCCUCCUUGGUUUCACCACACGACAAGGUAUAGCACUCUUGAGGCUAUUCUGCAGAUUCAAGAUAGGAAAAUACAAUGUUGAUCUAGUGAAGCCCGCAAUCACAAUCAAGGAAGACGUCCAAAUGCAAGCAGAAGGCCAGGAUGACACGUUGGAUGAGAGGCACACUUUUGAAUAAGGAUGACUUUCAUGGCUGAUAUGACUGAAAGCGUACUCUCUAAAUGUCUAUAUAAACUCCCUUCUUCUCCCUUUAUCAGACAUUAAACUGCUCUCAUCAUCAACAUCAACAGUUACUCCAGCAGUUCCAACUCAGCCUUCCAAACAAUCGAACACCUUCUUGCUUUUCAAAACAACCAACUCUUCCACCGCCAAAAUGCAGUUCUCCAGCCUCAUCACCAUCCUCACCGUCGCCAUGACCGCCGCUGCUCUCCCCGCAGCUGACGUCGCCAACAAUAAUGUUGUCGUUGCCCGCACUGGCGGCGGUGACGGCAGUGGCACCCCCGUCAACCAGUGCUCCGUCAACAACGAGAAGCCCUUCUGCUGCAACCCCGCCCCCAUCCUCGGCAUCCCGAUCGGCUACCUUAGCUGCGUCCUCGGCGUCAUUGGCGGUACCUGCUCCGGUGUUGUCAAGUGCUGCAACGUUGACGCUCCUGCCUCUGGCUCCAUCACCCUCAACGUCCUCACCUGCGGCAUCUUGUAAAUGCGGUCAUGGUAUAAUCUGCUGCAGUCAGAUUUGGACGCCUGAAGGCAACAACAGCAAUGGGUUCUGGAGGACUGUCUUCGGGAUGGCAAACCUGGAAGGGUUGCUGGUGCUGGGUUGUAUGAAAUACUUUCUGUUUUUCAUCUCACUCUUUCUCUCGCUUUUCAGGCCUGGCAAGGGAAGAGAGGGGUGGAAACAUGUACGGUCUUUUUUUGCAUUUGAGCGAAGCGAUGUAUCUAGUUUAGCUAGCGGGUUUUGCAGCUUUUCAUUUGUUUUUUGAAUCUGAUGUCUUUGCCGGCUUAUA